Messenger RNA from Choloepus didactylus (southern two-toed sloth), 744 nucleotides. Its product is annotated as olfactory receptor 2M4-like. The transcript has a single exon. Lineage: Eukaryota; Metazoa; Chordata; Mammalia; Pilosa; Megalonychidae. Bases 1 to 744 code for a protein of 247 amino acids. Gene Ontology annotation, biological process: G protein-coupled receptor signaling pathway. Gene Ontology annotation, molecular function: olfactory receptor activity; G protein-coupled receptor activity. Gene Ontology annotation, cellular component: membrane. The record is from RefSeq and is a predicted model, not a curated record.
AUGAACCUAACCACCACACUCAUCUCCACCACUGUUCCCAAGAUGGUCACUGACUUCUUCUCAGGACACAGAGGCAUCUCUUGCAUCAGCUGUGGAGUACAAAUCUUUCUUUACUUGAUGCUAGGGGUGGCAGAGUGUGUCUUCCUGACUCUCAUGGCCUUUGACUGCUACUUGGCCAUCUGUAGCUGUCUCAGAUAUCAGAUCAUCAUGACACCCAGAGUCUGUGUGCAAAUGGCUGCCAGGUCAUGGAUUUGGGAUGUUCUCAUCUCAGUAAUGCACACAAUUUAUGCCAUGCAUUUCUCUGUUUGUUGGUCCAGGAAAAUUCACCAUUUCUUCUGUGAAGCUAUGGCCCUUCUGAAGCUCUCUUGUGAGGACACCUCAGCCUAUGAGAAGGUGGUGUUGGUGUCUGGCAUUGUUUUCCUUCUCAUCCCUUUUGGGCUCAUCCUGACCUCCUACACCCUCAUUUUCCUUGAUGUCCCCCACAUGAACUCCCAUGAGGGCAAGAACAAAGCUCUGGCCACCUGCUCUUCCCACCUGUGUGUGGUGAGCCUCUACUUUGUUCCAGCCAUGAUUGUCUCCAUGACCCCAGGUGCCUCUCUGCCCUCAGAGGUGGACCAGCAUCUCUUUGUGUUUAAUGUUAUCAUCACUCCCAUGCUGAACCCCCUCAUCUAUAGCCUGAGGAACAAGGAGGUACUUGCUGCUUUGAGAAAAGUGCUAUGGAGAAGGCUAAUGUUUAAACAGUAA